AUGAAGUUGAAUCUUAGUAUCUUAUUUUUAAUUGCCAUGUUCAUCGCCUUGGUCUUUGCUGAAGGACCAGAGGAAGAUAGUGAGGACAUCGAAGUCGAAAAACGGGACGCUAACCCUGAUCCAUACUACAAGAAAUACUACAAGAAAUACUACAAACAUAAAUACUACAAACGUGAGGAAGAUGAAGAAGAACAAAAUGAUCUCGCAAAACGUGACGCCAACCCUGAUGCAUACUACAAGAAACACUACAAUAAAUACUACAAACAUAAAUACUACAAACGUGAUGCUGAUGCUGAUGCAUACUACAAGCAUAAAUACAAUAAAUACUACAAGCAUAAAUACUACAAACGUGAUGCUGAUGCUGAUGCAUACUACAAGCAUAAAUACUACAAUAAAUACUACAAGCACAAAUACUACUAG
Entrophospora sp. SA101 is the source of this 420-nucleotide messenger RNA. NCBI's taxonomy places the organism in Eukaryota, Fungi, Glomeromycota, Glomeromycetes, Entrophosporales, Entrophosporaceae. The record is from the annotation of a GenBank genome assembly.